This is a messenger RNA of Vanessa atalanta (red admiral), 2121 nucleotides long. RefSeq names its product ionotropic receptor 40a (gene Ir40a). The coding region runs from base 1 to 2121 and encodes 706 amino acids. NCBI's taxonomy places the organism in Eukaryota, Metazoa, Arthropoda, Insecta, Lepidoptera, Nymphalidae. Gene Ontology annotation, molecular function: glutamate-gated receptor activity. Gene Ontology annotation, cellular component: membrane. The transcript has 15 exons. The record is from RefSeq and is a predicted model, not a curated record.
AUGAAUUGUUAUAUACUUUUAUGUAUUUUAUUCGUUAAUAUAAUUCAACGUUUCUUUAAUAUCGAAGCGUUUGCGUCCAAAAAUCUACAACAACUUCCAAAAGAUUUUCCUACAGCCUUGAUGGAUAUUGCUGCUGGAUUGCCAACGAAGAGCUUGACUGUUGUAAGAGGAAAUACUACUGACAUACGAUCUGAGGAUAUUUUUGAAAUACUAUGUAUUUUGAGUGAUAAUAACAUACAAGUAAUCAACUUGGAUUUAAAGACAGCGGAGAGCAAGGAUGGAUAUUUCAGAUACCUUAAAAAAGGCCUCGAUACAUCCGAGGAAAGGUCGAGUCUGAUCCUUUGUGAACCUGAGGAAUGUGAAGAUAUACUUUAUGAGAUAACAAUCAACAAUUAUAUACAUCGCUCUAUAUUAUAUAUAUUCUUUUGGCCACGCGGUGAAGUUAGCAAACUGUUCCUUUCUGGUAUCAAGGAGGCUAUUCGAGUUGCUGUGAUCACAAACCCGAGAACAAGCGUAUUUCGAUUAUACUACAACCAGGCGACGCCAGACAAGCUUAACCACUUGACCCUCGUCAACUGGUGGUCAGGUCGCCUCUACAAAUCCCCCGCCUUACCACCCGCUGAUAAAGUCUAUCAGGACUUCAAGGGCAGAAUCUUCAAUGUGCCCGUAUUGCAUGCACCUCCUUGGCAUUUUGUUAUUUACAAGAACGACUCUACGGUCAAUGUCACUGGUGGUCGAGACGACAAACUACUAUCACUAUUGUCGAAGAAAUUAAACUUUAAGUACCAAUAUUACGAUCCUCCGGAAAGGAGUCAAGGAUCAAGAAUCGCCGGUAACGGAACGUUCAAAGGGACUCUUGGUCUGAUUUGGAAACGUAAAGCGGACUUCUUCAUCGGUGACGUAACAAUGACUUGGGAAAGAUUACAAGCGGUUGAGUUCUCAUUUUUAACUCUCGCCGACUCAGGUGCCUUCUUAACUCAUGCUCCAGAUAAAUUGAGUGAAACUUUAGCAAUAAUCAGGCCUUUUAGAUGGGAGGUAUGGCUACUCGUUGGCGCUACCCUACUUAUGACGGGACCAGCUUUGUGGGUUGUGAUCGCAGCUCCUACAUUAUGGCAACGUCGCAAGCGAAACCAACUGGGCCUCUUGAAUAAUUGCUGCUGGUUCACCACUUCAUUAUUCUUAAGACAAUCUUCGUCCAAAGAACCAUCCAGAACACACAAGGCACGCCUAGUUUCUAUUUUCAUAUCGCUCGGAGCCACCUAUGUUAUAGGAGAUAUGUACUCUGCAAACUUAACUAGUCUCCUAGCGAGACCAGCGAGAGAACAACCGAUUGGCACGUUGCAAGCUUUAGAAGAGGCCAUGAGAGAUAAGGGAUAUGAAUUGGUCGUUGAGGGACAUAGUUCUUCAAUGGCAAUCUUACAGAACGGGACAGGAGUAUACGGUCGACUCGCUCGUCUCAUGAGACGUCAACGCAUUCAACGCGUACGAAGUGUCGAAGUAGGUGUCCGCUUGGUGUUAACAAAACGUCGGGUAGUGAUACUGGGUGGGAGAGAAACUCUGUUCUACGAUACUGAGAGAUUCGGUUCCCAUAACUUUCAUUUAAGUGAAAAAUUAUAUACACGAUACUCAGCAGUCGCUUUGCAAAUCGGUUGCCCUUAUUUGGAAUCUUUUAACAACGUGAUAAUGACUCUAUUCGAAGCAGGUAUAUUAGCUAAGAUGACAACAGACGAAUAUAAAAAUCUCCCAGAACAUUCUAGAAGAUCUGAACCGGUUACCGAGAGCGAUAAAAAGGAGAGCAGUGAUGCAAUGGAAAAUACUCAAACACCACAAACGCAACCAGAGUCCACGAUUGGCCUUGAACCAGUUUCGCUUAGAAUGCUUCGUGGAGCCUUUUGCCUUCUCAGCAUUGGUUACUUUUUAGCAGCAGUCGUUCUGGUAACAGAAAUACAAGUUCAUCGUAAGAAGGAGAAUAUAAAAACAGUGGAGCCAUUUCAGACUGCAUCAACGAAACGGAAGUCAGCGAGAGUUCGUGUUAAACAACGUUUCGAAAGGAUUUUAAGGAACAUAUAUGUAUUUCUUGAUAAGGCUUUAAGACACGAUGCUAGAGAAUAUCAAGCCUGA